AUGGAUAAAAAUUUAUCGAAAGUUUUAAAUCCGACAUCAUCGUCGGAAUAUUCAAAAUCAACGUAUAAAAUAAUGAACGAUAGAUUUUUGGAUUCGUCUGAUGAAGACACGUCAACUUCCGACACGCACAGUUCGAGUGAUAACAUGCCUACGUCAUCAUCGGAAGUAUGGAAAUUAUUAGAAUCGAUAAAAAAAGAUCCGACAUUGGCAAAAUUAAGAGCUCAACAUCGAAACAUCGGAGAAGAAAAUGAAAAUGUCGAUAAUUUACCAGAACCGGAUAUGAAAGCAGGGAAAAAAAAAGAAGUGACGUUAAAACCGGAAGAUACGAUAUCGGUAACAGCAGAAGAUAAUCUUUAUUUGGAUCCCUAUCAAAUGAAAAUAAAAAAAAAUUUUGCCACGUUAAAAGUCGAUACGGAAUCAAAUAAAAAUCGUAAAAUGUCCGAUGGUAAAAUGAAAGUUUUCGAUCCUACAAUAACAACUGCAGGAGAUGAUCAAUACGAUGGCGAUGAUUUAAAAGAAUCAACUUGGUACAGGUAUUCGAAAUUGGGAGUCAUGAUACUUAUAUGGCUUUUAUGUACGAUAAUUCUAAUAACUAAAAAGGAAAAAGUAUCAAACUUACAUCAGAUCUCGGUACCACCUGGUCACACAAAGACUUAUUUAAUAUUGGAUCGUCCUAUAAAACAUCAAAUAAGCGUCGUCAUAGAGGGCGCUUUAUUACCUAAUUAUUACGCUAAUUUAAGUACGAGAUGGAUGACGGUUUGGGUGGAAAUGUUCGAAGCAAGAGUUGCUCUAGAACUUUCGACGCCGUUAAAAGAAAAUCACAUAAAAUAUUCAAUAAACGUGAGCGAAUUUUGGACCAUACCAUUAGUUUUGGAAGAACUUGUAGACAUCGUACCAGAAUUAUCUGUUAAAAAAGUAUUCAAUUUGAAAAAUUUCGAUUCGGAAGUUCUAUCAAAAUGUUUUGUGAGGAUACACUUUGAAACAAAUUUAAACAACAGUUUUCCAGUUUCCGUCGGUUAUGAUUUAUCACCGAUCGAUCUUGAAGAUGGAGUCAUAUACGCAGCCAUUGUUCUUUUAGGAUUGUAUAUAUUUAUAAUAUUCGAGGUCGUUCAUCGUACGUUGGCAGCAAUGUUAGCGGCAACCAUGUCCGUUGCGAUAUUAGCCGCUUUAGAUGAAAGACCAUCGAUAACGGAUAUCGCAUCUUGGAUCGAUUUCGAAACUCUCCUCCUGCUUUUUUCCAUGAUGGUAAUGGUCGGAAUUUUCGCGGAAACUGGAAUAUUCGAUUAUUUAUCCGUGUACACGUAUAAGAUAACAAACGGAAGAAUAUGGCCGCUCAUAAACACCCUUUGUUUUUUCACCGGAUUUUUAUCAUCGUUUUUAGAUAACGUCACGACGGCUUUACUCAUGACACCCGUCACCAUAAGAUUAUGCGAAGUCAUGGAACUUAAUCCCGUACCAGUUUUAAUGGCGAUAAUGAUUUUUUCCAACAUCGGUGGAGCCAUAACUCCAGUUGGGGAUCCACCCAAUGUUAUCGUCGCUUCUCAUCCUGACGUCAUAAGUUCUGGUGUGGAUUUCGGUGUGUUUUUCUUACACAUGUUUUUGGGUGUUUCCUUGGUAUCCGCCGUCGUUUACGUUCAACUUAGAUUUAUGUUUAGAAACAAUAAAGUUUUUAGAUUUGCCGAACCACAAGACGUGCAAGAACUAAGACACGAAAUUGUUAUAUGGCAAAGAGCGGCAGCAUCAUUGACGUCAUAUUCGAAAGAUGAAGAUGUCGUACGUGAAACUUUAUUGAAAAAAGUUAGAAGAUUGCUGUCGGAAUUGAAAUUGAAAUUGGUACAAGAGAGAACUCCCUGCGAAAAUUACAAAGCAAACCUGGAAGAAUUAACGGAAAAAUAUCCCAUAAGGAACUGGCCACUUCUUUACAAAUCCGGUUUCGCAUUGCUUUUUGUCAUAUGCGUUUUCUUUUUACAUUCUAUACCGGAAUUGAAUUUGUCACUUGGUUGCACAGCAUUUUUAGGAGCCACACUAUUAUUAAUAUUAGCCGACAGAGAAAACAUGGAAGGAGUUUUGGCAAGAGUCGAAUGGAGCACUCUACUUUUUUUCGCAUCGUUAUUCAUACUCAUGGAGGCAUUAUCGAGGCUUAGAUUGAUCGAAUGGAUCGGUAGAAGAACAGAACAUUUGAUUCUCGGGGUGGAUACCCAAUAUCAACUUUCCGUUGCUAUUGUAAUGAUACUUUGGGUGUCAGCGUGCGCAAGUGCUUUUGUUGAUAACAUACCACUGACGACGAUGAUGAUAAGAAUAGUAACAUCCCUCGCACAAAAUCCACAAUUGGAUCUUCCACUCAUGCCUUUGGUUUGGUCUUUGUGUUUUGGCGCAUGUCUCGGCGGCGUUGCAACCCUAAUAGGAUCAUCUUCGAAUGUCGUUUGUGCCGGAGUAGCAGAACAACACGGUUACAGAUUUACAUUCGUAGAAUAUUUCAAAAUCGGAUUUCCGGUCAUGAUAGUAAGCGUUUCCGUUUGUACCGUAUAUCUACUCAUAGCACACGUCGCAUUGGAAUGGAACACGUAA
This is a messenger RNA of Pediculus humanus corporis (human body louse), 2568 nucleotides long. Its product is annotated as P protein, putative. The transcript has 16 exons. Gene Ontology annotation, cellular component: membrane. The record is from RefSeq and is a predicted model, not a curated record. Gene Ontology annotation, biological process: transmembrane transport. Bases 1 to 2568 code for a protein of 855 amino acids. Lineage: Eukaryota; Metazoa; Arthropoda; Insecta; Psocodea; Pediculidae.